Messenger RNA from Babesia sp. Xinjiang, 756 nucleotides. RefSeq names its product Pre-mRNA-splicing factor SLU7. The coding region runs from base 1 to 756 and encodes 251 amino acids. The transcript has a single exon. Lineage: Eukaryota; Apicomplexa; Aconoidasida; Piroplasmida; Babesiidae. The record is from RefSeq and is a predicted model, not a curated record.
AUGUGGAUGGGAAAAAUAGGAAACAAGUCUGCUUCCUUCAUAAACCAUAAACACUUUCAUCCGGGUAACAGAGAAAACCUAGAGAAAGUAUGGCUAGCAGAAGAAAAACAUAAAGCAGAGCUCAAAAGGCAAAAGGAAAUGAAGGAGAGACUUGCAGAGGAAAUACGUAUAACAGAAUUAAAACGACAAUUACGAGAACAAGAGGAACAAAGAUAUAAGGAAUAUAUAUUGCAACAAAAACCAACCAGUAAAUAUCAAGUAACAGAUGAAGAUUCAAAAUUAAAAAGUGGAGCUACAGGACUUAUAAUAACAAAGAAACCUCUAGAAUCACGACACAAGGAUCACGAUCAUGGCAUACAAAAAAUAGCUAUAACGUCAAGCUAUCGUGAAGACGUAUUCGAACAUGGACAUACAACUGUAUUCGGAAGUUUAUAUGACCGUGAAACGGGACGUUGGGGCUACCAAUGUUGCGGAACUUUCGAACGUGGUGAAAAGUGCCUCAACAAAAAUCCCACAAAAAAAAAUACAUCAAAAAACAAAAAAGAAGAACAAUAUAAUAACACAGAUGAUACCAAUGAUGCAAAGAAAAACGAUGAUAAUGCAUCUGACGUCACCAUAGAUAAACGGCAACGCAAUGAUGAUGAUGAUAAUACAAGUGGCCAUAUCGCUACAACAACAAAUAAGCAGAAACGACGUGGGAAGCUUAGCAUGGCCGAUGCACUGGAUAAGCUAAAACAAAUGGAUGCAUUGUUAUAA